Molecule: messenger RNA, 2733 nt
Organism: Danio rerio (zebrafish)
Lineage: Eukaryota; Metazoa; Chordata; Actinopteri; Cypriniformes; Danionidae
Gene: fbxo30b
Product: F-box protein 30b
Molecular function (GO): ubiquitin protein ligase activity; zinc ion binding
Source: RefSeq, marked provisional
GUGUAUAUUACACUACAGCAGUGUUUUAAAGUGUCCCGUUUGACCAUAAAACCGGACAAGUGAAGAAAAAGGCGAGCGGGUAACGCGGGGAGUCAGUUGACACAGUCUGUGGGGAUUCAGACUCCCGCUCUUUCGCAUCUCGCUGCUGUCAUCUCUAAUAAUGGAGGAGCCCCAUUCUCACUGCAUGUCCUGCAUAAACAGGCGAUGCAUGCUCAAACCUGAACCCGGCACGUCCUGUGACCUCAUCAGCUGCUCUUUUGUUUGUGGCGCCAUCUUCCACAGCUGCAAGGCUACUGAACACAAGCUGCUAUGCCCGCUGGAAAGGGUGCCUUGUCUUAACCAGAGCAUUGGCUGCCCUUUUACCCUUGCCCGUGGCCAGAUGGCAGAGCACCUUGAGGUGUGUCCUGCAGGUGUGGUGUGCUGCUCUAUGGAGUGGAAUAGGUGGCCAGUGAACGACAAGGAUUAUCGUUCGUACGAGCGACUGAGUCAAGAAGCAGAUGAGGUGGAGCAGCUGGACAUGGCGCUCGCCCUUCAGGACCAGCGCACCAUGUUGGCAUCUCUCAAACUCGUGUCUCUGGCUCCCACUAGCGGUCCAGAGAAAAACACUGGACAAACCGAAAAGCCUGGUCAAGUCUCAACUGCGGAAUCUCCAAGUGCGCAGGUGGAAACUGUUGAGAUGGAGCACGCAGCAGGCUGCUCUAAAGACAAGAUAUCUAAUGGGAUUAAUGGUCUAAAGGAAGAGCAUUACGGAGAGCUUUACCAAACCACGGUAGAGACAACCAAAAGCCUGACUGCAGCUCUGAACGUCCUGAUCCACCUCAAUUCUACAGAUACAGACUGCACAGCUAAUAAUGUGUCAGCUGCACUUCCAGAGCGCAAUGGGGAACUACAUGAGAGGGUGAGAACUACAGAAGACUCAAAAAUAGCCAGCGGAGUCAAUGGUCUAAAGGAGGAGCUACAGCCUCAACAGCACCACAAACUCAUGGAGCUCGGCAGGAGCUUGGCAUCUGCCCUCGGUGCACUGGGAGAUGCGGUUAAAGGCACUGAGCCUGUUAGCGGCUCGAUAGUUAUUGAGAACGGUGAGCUCAUCCCGUCAGAAACCUUGGAGGCUGUGGAUGUUGAAAUGGUUGAAUCUGGGGCUGUUGGGGGAUUGGAUGGUGGAGAGACCGCUUUAGAUGUUCUUGCUCAUGCGGCAGCAGAUGAGUGUUGCCCAGACAUGUUAGUGGACCUAGAUAGGCAAGGUUUCUGCAAUGGCUCUCAUAGUAUGGUAGAUCACCUAAUGGAUUCUACUACAAAUCACAAUCAAAUCCCAGAGUCCCGAGGCUCUUGGGAGAUUGUUGGCCCUUUAGUUCCCCAUAGACCUGAGAUCAGACAUGACCAACAUGCUUUCUUGAUCCAGGAGGCCUCUGGAUCACAAGCCCCAUUGCUUCAGCAGCCUGUACACGCUCAGACUCUGACGGUCCAGAGAGACGUUGAGCUGCCUUCAAUGGCAUUAGACUUUGAGGAUCGGGCUUUUGAGAGGAAACUCCAAAACCUGCAGUUUCUGCGCAGUUUUAUGCCACUUGCUCUUAAUGGACGAAAGAGCUCUUUUACCGAAUCGUUCCCCUAUAGAAAUCCACGCUGCAAAAUGGAGGACAAAGCUGUGGAUACGUCAGAUUUAGAUCAGGAGCCGGUGGAUGACCCUAUGGGACUUGGAGAAAUUGACUUCACGGCAGCCGCACUUCUAUUCUGCCUUGAGGAGUCGCCGAGAGCUCGGAGGAUAUCCGACACGGUUUACGCAUUCGGGGGAACGCGUGUUGAUUUCGGCACCCAGACGUUUAGUUUUCCUGCUGCCAUCUUGGCAACGAGUACGAUGGUUGGAGAGGUCGCGUCCGCAUCCGCUUGCGAUCGAGCUGCACCACGCCUUUCGCAACCAAGUCCGUUUUGCACACUUCGCCUUGAUCUGACUCUGGAGCAGCUCGUGCCUCGUCCAAGCUGGGCUCCACGUGAGGGCUCGAUGUUUACCUUCGAAUGCGGACAACUCUUCCGCCGAGAAGAGUUCCUCUCGCAUUUCCAUAACGUUCACGGAGAUAUCCACUCUGGACUCAACGGCUGGAUGGAGCACCGCUGCCCGUUAGCGUAUUACGGCUGCACGUUCUCCCAGCGCAGAUUCUGCCCAUCCACACAAGGGUCGAAGAUUGUUCAUGACCGCCACCUCAGGUCAUUCGGGGUGCAGCCUGUCUUGGAUCCUGUGACAGAACCCAAGUGUGAUCACCUUAGUGGAUUGCCGUUUGAAGUACUUCAACACGUAGCCCGGUUCCUGGAUGGCUUUAGCCUGUGCCAGCUGUCGAUGGUGUCUCGAACAAUGAGGGACGUUUGUGCCAGUCUGCUGCAGAGCCGGGGCAUGGUGGUGGUGCAGUGGGAAAAGAAGCAGUGCUUGGAUGGUAGACGAACCUGGCAGAUCAAGGACAAGGUUUGGCGUUUCAGUACAGCCUUCAGCCCGGUUAACAGGUGGGAGUUUGCUGACAUCUCUAGCAUGGCGGACCACCUGAAACGCUGCCCAUACAAUGAAGUCCUCCGACAAGUGGAGGCCGUCCCGCUGCCCUGCAUGUGCACGACCCGAGAGCUAACACGGGACGGCAGAUCACUGCGGUCUGUUCUCAAACCAGUGUCAUAACACAACGCAAACUGAAACGCUACAGUAUCUUCCAUCUACAAAACACUAUCACUUUGUAAAUAAAAGGAAACAAAGUA